Molecule: messenger RNA, 1195 nt
Organism: Sorex araneus (European shrew)
Lineage: Eukaryota; Metazoa; Chordata; Mammalia; Eulipotyphla; Soricidae
Gene: BACC1
Product: chromosome 3 C17orf49 homolog
Exons: 5
Coding region: 183-830 (215 amino acids)
Cellular component (GO): MLL1 complex; NURF complex
Source: RefSeq, a predicted model, not a curated record
CCUUGGUGCGCGGAGACGGCAUAAACGAGUGCAGCGAUCGGCCGCGUUCGAGCCAAUCGGAUACGGAGAGGGGUGGGACUUCCUGCGCGGGAGCUGGAGCGGUUCGGUGGCCGGUGUCUCCGUGGUCCCGGCUCUCGUGGUGGCGGCGGCGGCAGCCUCUCCGUGAGGAGGCGCGCGGGGACAUGACGUCAGCGUCCACAAAGGUCGGAGAGAUCUUCUCUGCGGCGGGCGCCGCCUUCACGAAGCUUGGGGAGCUGACCAUGCAACUGCAUCCCGUGGCAGAUUCUUCCCCCGCGGGUGCCAAGUGGACGGAAACGGAGAUAGAGAUGCUGAGGGCUGCUGUGAAGCGAUUUGGGGACGAUCUUAAUCACAUCAGCUGUGUCAUCAAGGAACGGACAGUGGCUCAGAUAAAGGCCACUGUGAAGAGAAAGGUGUAUGAAGAUUCUGGCAUCCCACUUCCAGCUGAGUCACCCAAGAAAGGGCCCAAGAAGGUGGCAUCUGGUGUCUUGUCACCUCCUCCAGCUGCCCCUCCACCCAGCAGCUCCGGUGUCCCUGAUGCCGGGGGUCCUCCCAUAAAGAAACAGAAGGCUGAUGUGACAGUGAGUGCUCUGAACGACUCCGACGGCAACAGUGACCUGGUGGAUAUUGAAGGGCUAGGAGAAACUCCUCCAGCCAAGAAACUCAACUUCGACCAGGGUAGGAGUCCCCCUCCUCCCACACCGACUGAUAGGGUGGGGGAGAAAGUACUCACUUGGAUGGGUGGGUCUCAGCAGGGACCUCCUCUCUCCUACAAUGGUUUUGGAAGCAAAGGUGAUUCUCAUACACAGUGAUUGCCGUGGGGAUGUUCUGGAGAGGGGUUAGGUUAGUAGGGAGCCAAGGACUUUGGGGAGCAUGCUUGGAGCACCUUCCAUCUCCGCCCAUUUUACUUCCUGUUCCAGACAGCCUGACUUUGGGUUCUGGCCUUCUCAUGACCUCCACUGAUCCUGUUCUACUCUCUUGCUGAAACAUCCAUCUCUGACCCCUGUCAUUGUUCACCCGGACCUGUGGAUCGCCUGGGACUCUGACCAAGGCCUGCAUGAAAGAAAGUCAAAAGACUUCUGGGACUAUCUACCCUGCUUUUCUGCCCGCUGACACCCCUUUGACCUCCAUCGUUGGAUAUUUUUAUAAAGAAAACAAUAAAAUAUUUCCCUCCCUG